Molecule: messenger RNA, 2013 nt
Organism: Dothidotthia symphoricarpi CBS 119687
Lineage: Eukaryota; Fungi; Ascomycota; Dothideomycetes; Pleosporales; Dothidotthiaceae
Product: P-loop containing nucleoside triphosphate hydrolase protein
Exons: 2
Coding region: 1-2013 (670 amino acids)
Molecular function (GO): DNA binding; ATP binding; hydrolase activity
Source: RefSeq, a predicted model, not a curated record
AUGUUUCGUUCUGUCCAGCGUGUGCUGAGGUCGUCUGGGCGGGUAGGCUUCUACCCCGUCCGUGUGCCGUUGAGAUACGCGUCAAAAGUGCAACAGACGCGCGCUGUCAUCCAGCAAGCUCCACCACUGCCGCCACCAACCGCUGCUCCGUUGAAGAUCACACUGCGGGAGUACCAGGAGGACUGCAUCCAAGCAGUGCUCUCAUACAUCGAUGCAGGUCAUAAACGGCUUGGCGUGUCUCUAGCUACAGGUGCUGGGAAGACAGUCAUCUUCACCCAUCUCAUCGACCGCGUCACUGCCGUUGGCGAUGCCACCCAGACGCUCAUCCUCGCCCAUCGCCGCGAGCUGGUCGAACAAGCGGCCCGCCACUGUACCCGUGCCUAUCCAGACAAGCAUGUGGAUAUUGAACUGGGAAACCAACAGGCUUCCGGUGCUGCCGACAUAACAGUCGCCUCAAUCCAGAGCAUCACGUCUGGAGACAGGCUGCAAAAGUUUGACCCUUCAAGGUACAAGCUGGUGCUCGUAGAUGAAGCGCACCAUAUUGUUAGCCAAAAGUAUCUUGAUAUGCUAGAGCAUUUCGGGUUGAGGCAUAGUACGGAUUGGAACACGGUGCAGGUUCCUGCUUUGGUUGGCGUGUCAGCCACCUUCUCGCGCUUUGAUGGAAAAAGGCUUGGGUCUGUUAUUGAUCACAUCGUUUACCACCGUGACUACGUUGAUAUGAUAGAGGAAAACUGGCUUUCUGACGUCGUGUUUACCACUGUUGAGAUGAAAGCCGACCUCACUAAGGUGGGUGCCAGCGUCAAUGGCGAUUUCCAAAGCGCAGCUCUUUCCCGGGUUAUCAAUACCGACGAGACAAAUGAGCUUGUUAUCAAGUCAUGGCUAGCAAAGGCAAAGGGCCGCACUUCAACCCUCAUUUUCUGUGUCGAUUUGAGCCACGUCACCAACCUCACUGCAAGAUUCCGAGAAUAUGGCAUCAACGCCCAGUUCGUGACAGGCGAUACGCCAGCAAAGAUUCGCAGCGCGAGGAUUGAUGCUUUCCGUAACGAAGAAUUUCCUGUGCUGCUGAAUUGCGGAGUGUUUACUGAAGGCACCGACAUCCCAAACAUCGAUUGUGUUCUUCUGGCCCGUCCGACCAAGUCCCGUAACAUGCUCGUGCAGAUGAUCGGACGAGGCAUGCGUCUCCACAAAGGCAAGGAAAAUUGCCAUAUUAUCGACAUGGUCGCUGCAUUGAGCAGUGGAGUUGUCUCGACGCCGACUCUUUUUGGUCUGGACCCGGCGGAGAUGGUUGAGAAGGCAGACACGAAGACCUUAAUAGCUCUGAAAGAGAGGAAGGAGUUCGAAAAGCAACGAGAGGAAGAAGCUGCCGAAAUUAGAAAUAGGACCAUCAUCACUAAGUUGCCUGGAUCUGUCACUUUCACAGAUUACGACUCCAUCCACGAUCUCAUUGCGGACACAACUGGAGACAAGUAUAUUCGCAACCUCAGCCCGUAUGCGUGGGUUGGUAUUGGAGAAGGAAAGUUUGUCCUCUCAACCAACAGCGGGAAUUACCUUAUCAUUGAGCCUUCUGGAGAUGAGGAAGGCAUGUUCAGAGCUAAAUACUAUUGGAAGAUACCAGCAGACAAAAGAGUCAAAAACCCAUAUGGCACUCCUCGUGUUGUUGCUGAAGGGGAAUCGUUUGAACACAUUGUUCACGCGGCUGAUACAUACGCUCAAGACAAAUUUGAACAUAUCUGGAUUGCGAAAAAUCAGCCUUGGCGUCGGAGUCCUGCAUCACAGGCACAGGUUGACUUUUUGAACAAGUUCCGACCAAAGGAAGAUAUAUUGAAGCCGAGGGAUGUUACCAAAGGCAAAGCGGGUGAUAUGAUCACCAGACUGAAACACGGAGUGAAGGGUCGAUUUGACAAGGCUAGUUCGAAACAGAAAGGCGAAAACCGCUUGAAGAACCGCGCAGAGACUGUUCGCCAGCGUCUUCAAGGUCAAGUCAAAGUUGGGCCUCUGGAGCAAACCCAGUAG